AUGGAAAACAAGCCAGGAUGGAGGGCCAUUUCUUACAUCUUAGGAUAUCAAAUAGUUCAGAGGAUUGCAACAUUAGGUAUGAUGGGAAAUCUCAUGGUGUAUUUGUUGCAAUUUUUCAACUUGGGUCAGGUUGCUGCUGCAAAUGUUCUUGCCAUAGUGGCAGGAGCUAGCAAUUUAAUAGCUGUUAUUGGUGCCUGUGUUGCUGAUGCUUAUCUAGGGAAAUUCAAAACCAUUGCUAUUUCAUCAUUUGGAGUACUUGUGGGAAUGGUGAUACUAACACUAACAGCUCUGCCACAACUUCAUCCUCCAAGUUGCAUUUCAACGGAGCACUGUGUUCCUCCAACGAGUUUUCAACUUGGGUUCUUGAUUUUAGGCAAUGGUUUGCUGGCUCUGGGCACAGGGGCGAUGGGACCAUGCGCUAUUCCCUUUGCGUUUGAUCAGUUUGAUUCAACUUGCUCUGACGGAAGGAAAGGAAUGAGCAGAUUCUUUAAUUGGUACUUCACUUCACUGACAGUUAUCCAGUUAAACAGUCUGACAGCAGUAGUUUACCUCGAGAACAAAAGCUGGAUCUUGAGUUUUGGAAUGUUAACUCUUCUCAUGUUAUUCUCAAUUAUCAUACUUUUUGUUGGAGCUAGCGUUUAUGUUUAUAUUCCACCAGAGGGGAGCAUAUUUUCUGGUAUUGCUCAGGUGUUUGUUGCAGCUUAUAAGAAGCGUCACCUCAAAAUUCCAGUAAUAGAAGAUGAGCUUCUUUACUAUGAUCCCCCGGUGGAUGCAAAAACACUGCUGAAGAUGCCCUCAACCCAACAACUCACGUGCUUAAACAAAGCUGCCCUGAUAGGAGACAACGAACUUGACGCAAGAGGUAGUGUAAAAAAUCCAUGGAGGCUUUGCAGCAUUCAGCAAGUGGAAGAAGUCAAAUGUUUGAUAAAAAUGCUUCCAAUCUGGGCUUCUGGUAUUCUUUGCUUGAUUCCCGUAAUACAACAAGGCACCUUCCCAGUAUCGCAGGCCUUGAAAAUGGACCGUCAUCUUGGAGCAAACUUCACACUUCCACCUGCAACCUACAACGUGGUGUCUCUGGUCACCGUUAUCAUAUUCCUUCCAUGCUUUGACCUCUUUCUGCAACCAGCAUUAGCAAAAGUGACCAAAAACGAGGAGGGUCUGACGAGCCUUCAGAAGAUAGUGAUCGGUGAUAUAUGCUCGGUUCUCACAAUGCUGUGUGCUGGCUUCGUGGAGUGGCGAAGAAGGGGUGUGGCAAUCUCACAUGGUGCACCUGAUGGGGUUGCCCCCAUGAGUGCAAUGUGGCUGGCACCACAAUUUGUGUUCUUGGGAUUCUGUGAGAUACUUACCGUUGUCGGACACACUCAGUUCUACAGCACUGAGUCACCAGAGAAUAUGAAAAGCAUAGGAAAUUCGUUGCAGUAUCUUGUGAUGGCAUUUUCAAUUUACGUUGGCACGUUGGUGGUGAAUGUGGUGAACAAAGUAACUCGAAAACAUGGUGGAAUUGAUUGGCUCAACGAUGACAUCAACGCUGGCAGAUUGGACUAUUAUUACUUCCUCCUAGCAGGAUUUGCUGCUAUAAAUCUUGUCUACAUCUUGUUAUGUGUUAAAUGCCACCAUUACAAGGUGGUCAUUAAUAACAAUCGAUUUGAAUAA
Messenger RNA from Vigna radiata var. radiata (mung bean), 1653 nucleotides. RefSeq names its product protein NRT1/ PTR FAMILY 2.13-like. NCBI's taxonomy places the organism in Eukaryota, Viridiplantae, Streptophyta, Magnoliopsida, Fabales, Fabaceae. The transcript has 4 exons. The record is from RefSeq and is a predicted model, not a curated record. Gene Ontology annotation, cellular component: plasma membrane. Bases 1 to 1653 code for a protein of 550 amino acids. Gene Ontology annotation, biological process: transmembrane transport. Gene Ontology annotation, molecular function: transmembrane transporter activity.